AUGCAGCCAUGGGACCCUCUUCGAGCACUGAGGGGGAGCAUCAUGGUGACCUGGACACCUGGUUGGAACCCCUGGUGCUCCGUCGACCGCUACGAGCUGCAGGCUCGUCGGCCGAGGGGGCCCCCAAUGCGCUUUGCAGAUCUGGAGUCUCUGAGGUACAGGGAAGCGGACAUCGAUGCCCAGGAGGAGGAGACUUGGCCUGGUGAUGGUGAGUGGGACUCCUGGGAGACGAAAUACGUGGGAGUGGGUCGUGCAUACACUCUCCAAGUUGAGGCUGAAACAGCGCAUGCCGCUCAGUUCCGAGUUCGAGCCUGUGGCAGACCGGAGAGCUUGGCUGGUCCUGGGCCAGUCAGUGUCGGAUGCAGUUCCUGGAGCCCUAUCCAGACAGCGUACACCCUCGUCAGCGCUGCACAGGAUAAAGUGAACCUAAUGGUGAGGGGCAUGGGGAUGAAUGCGCCAGACUAUGCGCAUAUAGAGGUCAACCGCCGGAUAAUCUAUCGGCGGCGUGAUGAGACAGGGCUCGUUCUUGCCGUUUUCCAGCGGUUGGACUUCUCAUUGCAGUGGCUCAGGACUUAUGACACACACCGGAAUCGGACAGAGGCAUUGCUGAUGGCAGAGAAGAUCCGGCAGUACAAUGCCAGCUUUUUCGUGGUCGUGGCAUCCAGCAUCGCCUGGGAAUGGCAAGCACCGCGAACGUUGGUUCAGACGAUGGAGUUCUGUGGAGCUUACCACUUCGGGCAGUGGGCGAACACAUUUGCAGAGCAGAUCCGCUACCGCUCAAACACCUCAGACCUGCAGCAGACAGCGUCUCAGGAGCAGUUUGGACAUCCAUAUGCCUUUAUUGGAAUCCCGGGCAUUGGCACUGCCAUGGGCUGGGAGUCCUUAAUGUACAACACGGGGCACUACAUGGCGAGGUCUGUGAAGCCUCAGCAGGCGAUAAUCAGAGGCGUCGCGUACUACGACUACGUGGCACGCCUUUAUCGCCUACAGGACAUCUCUGCAACGAAGGCGCUCUUCUUUCUGAAGGGCCAGCCACCACUCCCUGAAACUUUUCACAAUCCGGUUCCCCAGCGGAAGAUCCCUGCGCUCGACUUGUUUGCACUGGUGUCAAUAACCCCUGCCUACACGCCGUAUAUUGGAACCCUCCGGGAGCACAUCACGAAAGUCCUGGAGGCAAAUGGUACCGUGAUUCCCUACAACUUCGCAUUCUACCUGAAAACGGAUGCGCACGUUUUCAAGGUGGACCCGAGACCGCGGAGUUGGUGGCUCACAGAACUCGAGAGAGUGUGGGGUGGGGCAAGCAUGCGGCACUUCCAGCACAAUACCACGAUCCUCCACCAGGGUCUGAACUUCGAUGAGAGGAGCUGCCCAAGCUUCGUCAAGCACACACACUUGUUCGCCGAUCCGCUGUCAUGUGGAACAGACUAUCAGGAUUGCUGCGAUCGAGUCGAUGUCCCAGAUUUCCCUGUGACUGAGUGUGGUAUUGGAGUCUCGCCCACGCUCUGCCAAAAUGCAGACAAGAUUGAGGUCUUCUGCCUGGAGAUCAACAGGACCACCUCGUACAAGUGGCCUUGCGAUUUCCGCAUCAUGAACUGGACGGCAUGA
This is a messenger RNA of Symbiodinium necroappetens, 1605 nucleotides long. NCBI's taxonomy places the organism in Eukaryota, Dinophyceae, Suessiales, Symbiodiniaceae. The record is from the annotation of a GenBank genome assembly.